Messenger RNA from Panicum virgatum (switchgrass), 1817 nucleotides. RefSeq names its product phosphoinositide phospholipase C 2-like. The record is from RefSeq and is a predicted model, not a curated record. Gene Ontology annotation, molecular function: phosphatidylinositol-4,5-bisphosphate phospholipase C activity. Gene Ontology annotation, biological process: lipid metabolic process; phosphatidylinositol-mediated signaling. The transcript has 7 exons. Lineage: Eukaryota; Viridiplantae; Streptophyta; Magnoliopsida; Poales; Poaceae.
AGCUCCGUUUGUUGGCCAAAUAAUAAGAUAAUAGAUGAUCCAAAUCCAAUGGAUGUGCUUGACUUACUACCAACUGUCAUCUCAGUUCAGAGCUCAUAACUAAGAGUCUAAGACCCGUUGCUCUGUAUAUUGAAUGCAAUGGUAUUUAGGCUCUUAUACAGAAGAUGUGCUUGCUAUUGCUCCCUUGCAUAGCAUGCAGUUAAUUAUUCUGCUUCUUCUUCAUAAACUCUGCCUCAUCGCUUACCAUUACUUCCAUUCUUCCCUCAGGUUCACCAGGACAUGUCAGCCCCGUUCUCUCAUUAUUUCAUAUUCACUGGCCAUAAUUCCUACCUUACCGGGAACCAGCUCAAUAGUGACUCCAGUGACAUCCCAAUUAUAAAAUCACUACAGAGAGGUGUUAGAGUCAUUGAGCUUGAUAUGUGGCCAAAUUCUUCAAAGAACAAUGUUGAUAUUCUUCAUGGAGGGACAUUGACUGCCCCUGUAGAAAUGAUCAGAUGUUUAAAAUCAAUUAAAGAAUAUGCCUUUUGUGCGUCCAAUUAUCCUCUUGUUAUUACUCUGGAGGAUCACCUAACAGCAGACCUCCAAGCCAAAGUAGCUGAGAUGCUCAUUGAAACGUUUGGAGAUCUUCUUUUCAUCCCUAGUUCAGAGCCAUUGAAAGAGUUUCCUUCUCCAGAAGCUCUAAUGAAGAGGAUAAUAAUCUCAACUAAACCCCCGCAAGAAUACAAGGAGUUUCUGAAAGCUAAGGAUAAUCAGAAUGGUAGUGGAAACAUAGCUGAUUUACCAGACCAAGGAAGCCUGAGGAGAAUAGAUUCAAAUGCCGAUGAAUCUGAUGGAAAGGUCUGCAAUAUCAUUGCCUUUUCAAGACAGGCACCCAUUGUUUAACACGCAUGAAGUAAACUUAUUGUCAUGAACAGGAUGAACGAGGAAGAUUCUGAUGAGGACGACCCCAAAUUUCAGCAGGAUACUGCCUGUGAGUAUAGGAAAUUGAUCACCAUCCAAGCUGGCAAACCAAAAGGCCAUUUACGGGAUGCUCUAAAGGUAGACCCAGACAAAGUCAGGCGACUCUCUUUGAGCGAGACACAGGUAGCUAAAGCGAUAGCUUCUCAUGGCGCUGAAGUCAUAAGGUUCACUCAGAAGAAUAUACUGAGGGUGUAUCCAAAGGGCACAAGGGUUAACUCUUCUAACUAUGAUCCAAUGAAUGCCUGGAUUCAUGGCGCUCAGAUGGUUGCAUUUAACAUGCAGGGGUAUGACAAAGCACUCCGAUUGAUGCAAGGAUUUUUCAGAGCCAAUGGGGGCUGCGGGUAUGUUAAAAAACCUGACUUCUUGCUAACGACAGGUCCAAAUGGCGAGGUAUUUGACCCUAAAGCUAGUUUGCCUGUGAAGACAACUCUCAAGGUUAAAGUAUAUAUGGGAGAUGGGUGGCGCAUGGAUUUCAGUAAAACUCAUUUCGACUCCUUCUCGCCUCCAGAUUUCUAUACCAGGGUAGGGAUCGCUGGAGUGAAGGCGGAUAGUGUGAUGAAGAAAACGCGGGUCCUGGAAGACCAGUGGGUGCCGGUGUGGGACGAGGAGUUCACGUUCCCGCUGACGGUGCCGGAGCUAGCCCUGCUGAGGAUAGAGGUGCAGGAGUACGACAUGUCGGAGAAGCACGACUUCGGCGGGCAGACGGUGCUGCCGGUGUGGGAGCUGAAGCAGGGCAUUCGUGCUGUGCCCCUCCACGAUCGCAAGGGCGUCAGGUACAAGUCCGUCAGGCUCCUCAUGCGCUUCGAUUUUGUCUAGGCAUCAGCAGCAGUCCAUAGUUGUGUCAGCCAGUCAGUGAG